Molecule: messenger RNA, 1251 nt
Organism: Eruca vesicaria subsp. sativa (arugula)
Lineage: Eukaryota; Viridiplantae; Streptophyta; Magnoliopsida; Brassicales; Brassicaceae
Source: the annotation of a GenBank genome assembly
UUUCGUUAUGCUCAAAGAGAGAAGCGCCAUUGACCUGAAAAGAAAACAUACCGAAAAACCCACUCACAACAAAAAAAAAUUGGCGCUCCUUUUACAUUUCUAUAUUCAAUCCAAUCCUCCUCUCGCUCAGAACCCAUGGCGGAGAAUCAGAACUCCACGAGGAUGACUAGGGCGGCGGCGAAACGAAAGGGGUCCACGGCGGACGAAAACCCAGUUAGCAAGAAGAAGAGAGUUGUUCUCGGAGAGCUUCCGAAUAUCUCCAAUGUCGCUGCUCCACUCAUACCCAGAGAGACCCAGAAGCCUAAAUCAACUCUAAUCGCUCCGAAGAAGCAGACGAAGAAUGCUCCGAUACCUCCUGUACCGGUUCUUCCACAGACCGUAGAUUUCGAAUCCAGAUCUGUCGAUCCUCAGAUGUGUGGUCCUUAUGUCGCUGACAUCUGUGCGUAUCUGCGCGAAAUGGAGGGGAAGCUGAAGCAAAGACCUUUACAUGAUUACAUUGAAAAGGUUCAGAGUGAUUUGACUCCUAACAUGAGAGGGGUUUUGAUGGACUGGUUAGUGGAAGUUGCUGAGGAAUACAAACUUGUUUCAGACACACUCUAUCUCACUGUCUCUUACGUCGAUAGAUUCUUGUCCGCUAAGCCUAUUAACAGGCAGAGGCUUCAGCUUGUGGGUGUUUCUGCAAUGCUUAUUGCAUCGAAAUACGAAGAGAUAAGUCCUCCUAAAGUGGAAGAUUUUGUGUACAUCACUGAUAAUACGUUUACCAGACAAGACGUGGUGUCCAUGGAGGCAGAUAUACUUCUUGCUCUACAGUUUGAAUUAGGAUGUCCAACCAUCAAAACAUUCUUAAGACGGUUCACAAGGGUUGCUCAAGAGGAUUUCAAUGAUUCACUGUUGCAAAUAGAGUUUCUCUGUUGCUAUCUCUCAGAAUUGAGUCUGUUGGAUUAUAGCUGUAUUAGAUUUUUGCCGUCUCUUUUGGCUGCUUCUGCUGUAUUUCUUGCACGAUUCAUCAUCCGUCCAAAACAACAUCCUUGGAACCAAAUAUUAGAAGAGUACACCAAGUACAAAGCGUCUGAUCUACAACAAGCUGUUGGAAUCAUACAUGACUUGUAUCUAAGCAGAAGAGGAAACAGUCUAGAGGCUGUUAGAAAUAAAUACAAGCAGCAAAAGUUCAAGUGUGUUGCGACCAUGCCUGUUUCACCUGAGUUGCCUCCUGCUUUCUUUGAAGAUGUUACAAUCAGAGAAAAGGCUUAA